ACGGAGCGAAACCCCCCGAAAUCGAAAGCAGAGCACCCUCGCCCACCUGCUGCCCCCCACCCCGCCUCGCCAGUCGCCGCCCAUCGCCGGCGGGCCCCCUUCGCCGGAUCUCCUCGGCCGCGCGGAACGACCUCGCGCGCGUCCGAGAUGAGGUUCCUCCCCCAACUUUUCGCCGCUGUUUUUGCUGUGGUGAUGUCAGACUCAGAGAUGACAGUGCAAAACCCGAGCAAGGCCCCCAGGUGGAUCUGAAAACUGGCACAAAAUGGACAACCCACUGAACCUCCCUCCUGGUUCAGUGCGGUCAAACUUCGGCUCGGCCUUCUACGCCCGCAAGCCAGGAAGUGCUCCAACAGCGGCAUCGCUCUCCCACGCGCUGCCACUGUGGCCUCCGGUGCCAUGGCCUACACUAAUGGUUGGAAAGCACCACAUGCCGUUCCCUACUCAACCCGCAGCUAAGAAGCUGCAGGUGCGGCGGCUUUCACCUGUGCUGUCGCAAGAUUUACCAUUGCUGGAGGCAUUGCAAGUUGCAGAGCUGCCACCACCAAGGGUACAACUGCGCCCAUUGCAACAGGCACCCCCAGUUCUGAAACAGUCGUUGCCCAAGACGGAGGUGCCGGUGGUGCUGCCAAUGCGUGCAACCUCUGUAGACGUGAGAUGGAAUGCUCGAUAUCCGUGGAAUGAGACAUCAUGCGAAUCCACAGACAGGACAUCAACGAGGAAACAAUGCAAGUGCAAGAACUCGAAAUGUCUGAAAAAGUAUUGUGAGUGUUUUGCAUCAGGUGGAUACUGCAAUGAUUGCAACUGCAAAAACUGUUAUAAUAAUGUUGGUCAUGAGGCUGCAAGGCAGGAUGCUAUCGAUGCUGCAAUGGAAAGGAAUCCUAUGGCCUUUAUGCCCAAAAUUGGGAACAUCCCUCCACAUGCAGCCCAGAACCGCGAGUUUAAAGUAGCAGAAGGCCCUCUUGUGGGUAAGCACAUGAAGGGGUGCCACUGCAAGAGAUCCGAGUGCCUGAAGAGAUACUGUGAGUGCUUUCGAUCUAAUAUCCUCUGUUCAGAGAACUGCAAAUGUAUGGAUUGCAAGAACUAUGAGAGCAAUGAAGAUAGGAAAGCAAUACGCCGUAUCACCCGGCACCAGCAGCACCUUGUCUAUGCACAUCAUAUGCAGAAUCCUGCUGCAAUGGGUAUUACUGGACCAUAUGCGGCUCUUUCUCCUGCAGCAGAAAAGCUCUCCAAUCUUGCAGUGGCUUCUUCAGGCAGAGAUCAGCUCAUCAGCAACAAUGAUUCUUCACAAGUGACUUCGUCUUUGCUCACUCCUGUUCCUAGAGAAGGCACUAAAAGUGCCGUCAAAGUCGAACCGCAUGGAGUUGCUUACAGGCCACUUUUAGCUGAUGUUAUCCAGAUAGAGAAUGUCAAUGAGCUCUGUAAAGUAUUGCUUCUAGUAUCAAGGCAAGCUGCUGGAGCAUCCAUAGGUGUUAAGGAGAACACUAACGGAAGAAAAUUAGAUCGAGCUGAUAGUUGCCUUUCUUCCAUAAACCAUGAGACGGAAGCAGUUGAGAAACAGCGCGAUGAACAAGCUUGCUCAACAGAAAACAGUUUAACCGCAGUUCCUGUUUCUGAAGUAAGGUCAGGAACGCCAAGAUCCGACCCUUCUGAUACAUGGAAGUAUGGCAGAAGACCGGUGUCCCCUGAAACCCAGAAACUGAUGUGUAACGAGCAAGAUCGACUUUUCCUGACACCAAGCGUUGCAGCUGUAAUUCCCUCGGCCACCAAACAGAGACUGCCAGACACUUACAAAGAGCAAGAGAAGCGUAUUCUUAAAACCUUGCAUGACUACCUUGGUGAGCUUGUGAACUGCGGAAGGCUUCAUGAAGAGAAGAUCUCUUCGAUGUCAUCGAAGUUCUUCCACGAGCGAACCUCUGUCGGCAGCAGCUGCGGUUCGUCCAUAUCGAGGGUCGCAGAGGUUGCUAGGGUUGGACAAACAAUCAGGCAGGCGCUCCAUUCUCCAGCAAGUGUCAAGUCACCAGGUCUGUAGGCGAUUCGAGAAGUGGGAUGAGCACCAUGAGCAUUACAUUGCCCGCGCAAAAUGGCCGCCGACAAUGGCAUAUAGCAAACCUAGGGUGCUAACCUAGAGAACCUGAUGGGUGGAUUUCAGGAUUUGGUUUGAGCAUGACUCAAUCCUUAGAUGCUAACCUUCUCCGAGUAUUAUCACUCAUCCCUUUUGUACUAGACACAUGAAUUGCCUUACCAAUUGAAGUUUCGCGUA
This is a messenger RNA of Aegilops tauschii subsp. strangulata, 2260 nucleotides long. RefSeq names its product protein tesmin/TSO1-like CXC 7. NCBI's taxonomy places the organism in Eukaryota, Viridiplantae, Streptophyta, Magnoliopsida, Poales, Poaceae. Gene Ontology annotation, cellular component: nucleus. The record is from RefSeq and is a predicted model, not a curated record. Gene Ontology annotation, biological process: regulation of DNA-templated transcription.